UUGUGCGUAUCCAUUCAUAGAUACACGUACAUGCAACUUGUAGAUUAACGCUAGGCUUGUUCUCCGUGACCAUGUUCCUGUCGAUGUGGAUUUCAAACACUGCCGCUACCGCCAUGAUGUUACCCAUCAUCGAGACGGUUCUUACGGAACUCGAAGCGCAAGGCUUGGGUAAUAUGUUUGUGCGCGAGGAGAACGGAAGUGGCGGAGAAGAGGGUCGAGAAGAGCCGGCGAAAAAACCGACGCGCGUCACGAUGGUUUAUUAUCUUGUGGCGGCGUACGCUUCCAGCCUAGGAGGCGUAGGCACGUUAGUCGGGACAGGCACCAAUUUAACGUUGAAAGGUUUCUUCGAAAAGCGGUUCCCAAACAGUCCGGGCAUCAGCCUGACUUCGUGGAUGCUCUACUCGGUCCCGCCAAUGCUGUUGAUGGGUUUUCUUACGUGGAUGUGGCUUCAAAUAAUGUACAUGGGAAUGUUCAGGCCGAGAAGCAAAGACGCGCGCGCCAUUGAUAUUGGCGCGCAAGGUGAGAAGGUCGCCGCGACUGUUAUCCAGAAAAGAUACAAGGAACUCGGCCCGAUUACGUGGCACGAAUCCUCCGUCGGUGUCCUCUUCGUUGCGGUCGUUCUACUUUGGUUCUUCAGGAGUCCCGGAUUCGUGCGCGGUUGGCCAACUUAUAUCACCGAUUUGCACGUCAAAGACUCGACAGCAGCAGCUUGUGUCACCAUUCUAUUCUUCGCGUUACCGGCCAAACUCGAUUUCCUACGAUCGUUCGAUGACGAUCCCGCUAAACGGCCUACCAAGCCGUCGCCAGGCAUGAUCACAUGGAAAAUGAUCCAUCAGAAGAUGCACUGGAGCCUGAUCUUGGUAUUGGGCGGUGGAUUCGCCAUCUCGGCCGGCAGCACUAGUUCCAAACUUUCCUCGAUUCUAGGAAAAGCUUUGAUCUCCUUGCAAUCGAUCGACCCGCUCGCGAUAUUGUUUAUUGUAUGCCUAUUCGCGGAAACCGUGACGGAACUGACCUCAAAUGUUGCGGUCGCGAAUAUCAUUCUACCAGUUUUAGCAGAAAUGGUAAGAGAUUAUUUUCCCUGUAUCAUUCUCUUAUUUUAACACAUUGCCAAACCGAUCAGGAAUAUUUCUAUAUUUGCGCCACAUCGCGUUCUACGUUUACAAACAUGCACGGUAAUCAUGUUUACACUGACAGGUAACGGAUAAGAGUUAAUUUUCAAAAGAGGUGCAUAUGCACAUAUAUCAAAUUGCUUAUUUCCUUUAGUACCAUUCAAACUUCGAUCAAAUACAGCACGUAAGAUUCUCUACUUGUAUUUAAGAAAAAUUCCCAAUGAUAGAUUGUUAAAUAACUAAUAGAUCAAUAUUUGUAUUUCAUUUUUAAAUGUAUUAAUAUAAUUCCACCAAAAAAGUAGGCUCAUUUAAAAAUUGUAUGUAACUUUAACCAAUGAAAUAU
Hylaeus volcanicus is the source of this 1452-nucleotide messenger RNA. RefSeq names its product protein I'm not dead yet-like. Gene Ontology annotation, molecular function: citrate transmembrane transporter activity; succinate transmembrane transporter activity. Bases 72 to 1100 code for a protein of 342 amino acids. The record is from RefSeq and is a predicted model, not a curated record. Gene Ontology annotation, cellular component: membrane. The transcript is spliced from 5 exons. Gene Ontology annotation, biological process: citrate transport; monoatomic anion transmembrane transport. Lineage: Eukaryota; Metazoa; Arthropoda; Insecta; Hymenoptera; Colletidae.